Messenger RNA from Gadus morhua (Atlantic cod), 4655 nucleotides. It is a transcript of the gene ptk2bb, whose product is annotated as protein tyrosine kinase 2 beta, b. Gene Ontology annotation, cellular component: focal adhesion; cytoskeleton. Gene Ontology annotation, biological process: protein phosphorylation; signal complex assembly. Lineage: Eukaryota; Metazoa; Chordata; Actinopteri; Gadiformes; Gadidae. The transcript has 31 exons. The coding region runs from base 276 to 3269 and encodes 997 amino acids. The record is from RefSeq and is a predicted model, not a curated record. Gene Ontology annotation, molecular function: protein tyrosine kinase activity; ATP binding.
UUCAGGGGGAUAGAGGAUAUACCUCGUUGGUUCGCCAUGUUGAGCGUACCUGAGCGGUUCAGGAGGAAGUAGCGCGCUCCCUGGAGGAUAGAGGUGAGGGAGUGGCUUUGAGAAUACCUGCCAACUCGGGCUCAGAUUCGGAAAGCUCCCAGCUCCCAACGGUCCGUUAGCGACCAUUCGCUUUUUUUUUUUCAAUAACCCUUGUAUAUAUUUUUUAAAAGAAGAUAAAGACCAUAUCAGGAUGAUGUGGGAAUGAGGGCCACCCUACCCUGAGAAUGUAUGAGGUUAUGUCCGGGGACACGAGAACGCUGUCCUGGAAGGUUCCCAGUCCAGGUGCAAACCAUUCUCCCAUCAGCCCCGAGACCAGCAUCACGGGAGAUGGAGGCCCCGUCAAGAUUCUCAAGGUCUGCUUCUCCACCAACAACAACCUGGGCAAGAACUUCAAGCUGGUCAAAUGUGACUCCUCCACGCAGAUCAGGGGGAUCAUCCAGUCCAUCCUGGGCAGCGGGCGGCUGGGGCCCAACAUCCUGCACAGCGCCUGCUACGGCCUGCUGCUGACCCACCUGAAGUCUGAGGACCUCCACUGGCUCCACCCCGACCUGACGGUGGAGGAGGUGGAGCAGCGCUACGAGAGCCAGCAUGCAGAGGCCGAGUGGAGGUACGACCUUCGGAUCCGAUACAUCCCCGUGAACUUCCUAGAGAAGUUCGACCAGGACAGGACCACCUUGUUCUACUUCUACAGACAGGUACGCACUGAAUACAUGGAGAUCCACGCCUCCAAGGUCAGUGACGGCAUGGCCAUGCAGCUGGGCUGUCUGGAGAUCAGGAGGUUCUACAAAGACAUGAACGCCAAGGGGCUGGAGAAGAGGUCCAACUUUGAGCUGCUAGAGAAAGAAGUGGGUCUAGAGCUCUUCUUUCCCAAGAAUCUGAUCGACAGCAUGAAGUCCAAGCACCUGAGGAAGCAGAUCCAGCAGACCUUCCAGCAGUACGCCACGCUCAAGGAAGAGGAGUGCAUGCGCAAGUUCUUCGUGGCCCUCAGGGAGGUGGUGAACUACGACGAGGAGGUGUUCCCCUGUGAGCUUGUGCAAGGCUGGAGCCUGGCCGUGGAGCUGGUCAUCGGCGCACGGGGCAUCCGCCAACGCCAGCAGAAAGACGCCGCGCCGGUGUUUCUCGCAGACUUCAAACACAUCAAAAGCAUCAAAUGCUUAGCCCAGAACGACGGCAAGGCGCUCGUUACCCUGGAGGUGGAGGGUGUCAGACAAACUCUCUCGAUCAACACGGCCACGUUCUCCAUGGCGGAGAACAUGGCCGACCUGAUCGACGGCUACUGGCGCCUGGAGAAGGGAACGGAAGAGUCGUGCAUCUCCCGGCCAAAUAAAGACGUCAACACACAGAGCUCCCUACCUGAGAUUCCAAAGGACAAAGAGUCAAGCAACUUCAGAUACAGCAUGGGUUCCGAUAUUUACUGUGAGAUUAUGGAUGAAAGGCCCAAAUCUGCGGUGAAAUACGGGAUCGACCGCGCUGACAUCUCUCUCGGACAGAUCCUGGGCUCCGGCUUCUUCGGCGAAGUGUAUGAAGGAGUUUACAAAAACCUUAAUGGAGACAAGACAAGUGUGGCAGUGAAGACCUGCAAAGACUGCUCCCCGGAUGUCAUGGAGAAGUUCAUGAGUGAAGCAUUGAUUAUGAAGAACCUCAACCACCCAAACAUCGUGAAGCUGAUCGGGAUCAUAGAGGACGACCCUGUGUGGAUCGUGAUGGAGCUCUACCCCUUUGGAGAGCUGGGGAGCUACCUGGCGAAGAAGCAGGACGAGCUGACCAACAUCACCCUGGUGCUGUUCAGCCUGCAGAUCUGCAAGGCACUGGUGUACCUGGGAGGGGUCAAUAUGGUGCACAGAGACAUCGCGGUGCGCAACGUGCUGGUGGCCAGCGCCGACUGUGUGAAGCUGGGGGACUUUGGCCUCUCCAGGUACAUAGAGGAGGAGGAGUACUACAAAGCCUCUGUGACGCGGCUGCCCAUCAAAUGGAUGGCUCCAGAAUCGAUUAACUUCAGGCGCUUCACAUCGGCUAGCGAUGUCUGGAUGUUUGCCGUGUGUCUGUGGGAGAUCCUGAGUCGGGGCCAGCAGCCGUUCUUCUGGCUGGAGAACCGGGACGUGAUCAACCAGCUGGAGCAGGGCAUCCGCCUGCCCAAACCGGAGCAGUGCCCCCCGGCCCUCUACUCCCUCAUGACCCGCUGCUGGUCCUACGACCCCCGGGAGAGACCCACCUUCACCGACCUGGUCAUCAAGAUCAGCGACGUGCACAACAUGGAGAUUGAGCAGGACGUCGAGAGGCAGAGGGACCGAGCUCGGACCACCAAGGUCUUCGAGAGCAAGUUCAACUUCAACGAGCCCCCGCCCAAGCCGUCCAGGAUGAAACCCGGGCGAUUCGGCAACAUGCUGAGCAUCGGACUUCACAUUCAGCUGAACGAAGCACUUUGUGCCAGCUCCCCUGACCUGGCUAGCCCGUCUAACUACCAGUCCCCCUUGGACUCCAUGAACGCGCUGAUGCCGCCCGCGCUGUCGCCACGACGACGCAGCAUGGGGGAGGGGGAGUUCCCCAGGGUGGAGGCCAGCAGCAAGGAGGAGGCCCAGCGGCUCUGGCAGCAGGAGCGUGACCACAGGCACGACACGCUGCGCCGCCAGAAGAGGGAGAUGGCGGAGGACGAGCAGUGGCUGGAGAAGGAGGAGCGACUCCUGGACCCCAUGGGACCGGAGGAGGGCCCCCCCACUGCGUCACCGGACGCGGAGGAGGAACAUGCACCUCCGGAGAAGCCCCCCCGUCUCACUGCACAGCAAGCCCCUACUGCAGAGCUGGACCGGUCCGGGGACAAGGUGUACCAGUCUGUGAUGGAGCUGGUCAAGGUGGUGGUGGAGCUCAAGAACGACAUCCCCACCAUGCACCCCGACGAGUACAUCGGCAUCGUCAAGUCUGUCGGGAUGACCCUGCGGGAUCUGAUCCACAGUGUGGAUGAGCUCAUGCCCACCAUCCAUGAGUCUGUACGGACAGAGCUGGAGGGCACCCAGAAGCUGCUGAACAACGACAUGGCGGAGCUGAUCAGCAAGAUGCGUCUGGCCCAGCAGAACGCCAUCACCUCGCUGAAGGAGGAGUGCAAGAAGCAGAUGCUGGCGGCCGCGCACACACUCGCCAUCGACGGCAAGAACAUGCUGGACGCCGUGGACCAAGGGCGGGUCAGGGCCAACCAGGCCAAGCCCAAACCCAUGGACUCGUAGUGGGGUACACUGUGAAGCAGCUCUAGGGUGGUGGUGGUGGUGGUGGUGGUGGUGGUUUGUCCCCACACACACCACCACCUACAAACCUGAGCCCUCAAGCCUGAAAGCACGUUGAUGUUAGAGUGUUCUGCUUCCACAACAUCAAUUCUAGUUUUGGCUGAAAGGUCGGACAUGGAUGCCAUUGGUCGGGGAUUUGUGUCGUCCAUUCUGAGAAACGUUGUCAACUUUUUUCGGGAACAUGGUUGAUGUUGCCUCACAACGCACGUAAGAAGCAGUACUCUCUUGUAUUGGAACAUAGCCGAGCGGGGCAUCUGUCCCUGAAGCCGGGGCAGGUACAGAUCUGCGUCCCAAAUGUGGAUGCUAGCAGGCCGGGGGGAGGAGCGGUUUAAACAAGCAGUGGCUCUGAUAUUUUCAGUUCAAGAUUUGUUUUCUUUGGAAAAAACGGUACCUGUUUGAAUAACUUUUUUAGAUAAAUCAACUCCAUCAGCAAACUUUUCCUCUAUUGUAGAUAUUAAAGUUUUCGUACAACCCCCAUAUUUAAUUUGAUGGAAAAAGGAAAAAAACUAAAUAAAAUAUGCAACAUUUUACACAUAAUCGGCAGAAUAGUUCUGCUAUUGAUACAACCUUAGUCAUUUUUACAUAAAAUGUGAGACUUUAUUCUUCGUUAAAAAUGAGAAAAUACUGAUCGAGACAUUUAUACAAUACUUGGAAAAUAUUUUCUAUAUCGACCUUGAGUGCCUUUCUAUGUGGAUGCAUUAUAUGUCAUCAUCUUCAUCAUCAAUAUUAUGUCAUCACAACAUUGGAAUUAAUGAAAUAAAACUGUAAAUGAUAUUGGUAAAACUCCAUGUCUGUAAACAACAUUAAUAAGCUAUUAGUGAAUGAUGAAUUACAUGAAUGUGUUAUCAUAUUAUAAACAUGUGUAUCAUUACUGAUACUGUUGAUGGAGGACUGAAGUGUAUCAAAUAUAAAACAUGUUUUAUGAGGUAUGACUGUAUGUAUUCAAUCGCUGAUUGGCAUUUUGUGUGAUUUUGUGUGUGUGUGUUUUCUGUGGCACUUUAAAUAUGUAAUGGGACAUUUGUUAUGGGGUGCGUUAUCGUUUCAUCAUGACCUCAUAGCUUGUUAGAUAUGUGAACAGAAAUGAUUGUGUUACCAAUAAAUCACACCUACAUACGAUCGCUCAUUAGGUAGGCAUGGGAAAAUAAUGUGAAAGCAGCAGUCAUAGACAAACAUCUAAUAAACGCAUGUGUUUAUUAAAUGUUGGUUUAAAUGAUAAAUAUAGUAUAAAAAUGUGUAAUAAAUAAGUCAGAAAAAUAAUAAAAUAAAUACAUAUUCAUCUUUUUUUAUCAGAAGCAGCAGCAAAGUGAGUCAUUCAGUAGAAGUAGAAAA